Molecule: messenger RNA, 450 nt
Organism: Lycium barbarum (goji berry)
Lineage: Eukaryota; Viridiplantae; Streptophyta; Magnoliopsida; Solanales; Solanaceae
Product: probable ribosome biogenesis protein RLP24
Exons: 3
Coding region: 1-450 (149 amino acids)
Biological process (GO): ribosomal large subunit biogenesis
Cellular component (GO): nucleolus
Source: RefSeq, a predicted model, not a curated record
AUGCCUACUUCUGUACAGCUUGCUAUAGUGAGACUUCAUCAUAAAAUAGAAAAACAAAAAAACAAGGAGACCUUGCGAGUAGUGACACUGGAUUCUUGGCUUGAUACUGAAAAUUCCUUUCCUGCUGUUACUACCUAUUUGAAGGACUCAACAUUUAAAUUCGAGAGGAAGCAGAAUAGGCUGGAGAGAUAUGACAGGAAUGUAACUGAGAACACUUUGAAGGCCAUCAGGAAAAUUGAUAGAAUCAAAGUUGACAGGGAGGCGAAACAUAUUAAAAAGAGGAUAAAAGGAAAGAAAGCCAAUGAGCAGAGAGAAGGAACGAAGGAGCUCGAGCAGUACAUUCACUUGGUCAAAGCUCCUGCUGUGCUUGACAAAGAGCCAUCUCUUACACUGCCCAUCAAGGUCAAGGUUUCGCCAAAGCAGUCAGAUGAAAAUCCCAUGGAGGAAUGA